GCAGCAUUGCACUUUCAGUCAAAAACAAUUUUUUUUUAACAAAAUUUUUGCAAUCUUCAAAAUCCGGCAAAUAAAAUAAAACUUGAUUAAUAAAUAUUUCUUGCCAAAACCCAUAAAAUUAAAAAAUAAAUAAUCUACUUGCGAAGUCAUUUACAAAAUAACCCAUCAACAUGCCCCUAAUGCCACUUCCUCCAAUGAUGCAAAAUGCAAUUGAACCGAUGCAAGUCGAUGCCCAACCCGAAGACAAUGAAAACAAUGAAGAUAGCAAUUUCAUUGUCGAAAAUCCAACACUCGAUUUGGAAGUGUAUGCCAAUUCUUAUGCUGGUUUGGCCAAACUCUCACGUCUAAUUUUCGUUGCAAAUGUUUGUCCAUCUUUGCGUUUGGAUGCAUUAAAAAUGGCUAUAAAUUAUGUCUCAACAACUUACAAUGUUCCACUCUACCAGAUUUUACAUAAAAAACUAGCUGACAUGAAUGUUGGAGCAAUGUUGCCCGAUGUGGCAGCUCAAUCGACACCACAAGACAUCCCAACUUUCGAUCCAGUUUGGGUUGAAACAAAAACUAAAAAAGCUGCUCUCAAAUUAGAAAAGCUUGAUAGCGAUUUGAAAAAUUACAAAUCCAAUUCUAUUAAAGAGAGCAUUCGUCGGGGUCAUGAUGAUUUGGGUGAUCAUUAUCUUAAUUGUGGGGAUUUGUCGAAUGCUCUUAAAUGCUACUCGAGAGCUCGAGACUAUUGUACAAGUGGCAAACAUGUUGUCAACAUGUGCUUGAAUGUUAUCAAAGUCUCGUUGUAUUUACAAAAUUGGUCGCAUGUUUUGAGUUAUGUUUCCAAGGCAGAAAGUACUCCGGACUUUGCCGAGGGUAAUAAAGAAGCCAAUCAAACUGUUUUAACUCGUCUUAAAUGCACAGCUGGUUUGGCUGAGUUACAGACGAAAAAAUACAAAUCAGCUGCAAAGCAUUUUUUGCAGGCUAAUUUUGAUCAUUGCGAUUUCCCUGAAAUGAUAUCGCCAAAUAAUGUGGCAAUGUAUGGCGGGUUAUGUGCUUUGGCCACAUUUGAUCGCCAGGAACUACAAAAGAAUGUAAUUUCUAGCAGUUCCUUUAAAUUAUUCUUGGAACUUGAACCACAGCUACGUGAUAUUAUAUUCAAAUUCUAUGAAUCAAAGUAUGCUUCAUGUCUCAAUAUGCUGGAGAUGAUUCAUGAUAAUCUGCUUCUUGAUAUGUACAUUGCUCCUCAUGUAAAUACAUUGUAUACAAAAAUUCGCAAUCGAGCUCUUAUUCAGUAUUUCAGUCCAUAUUUGUCGGCUGAUAUGCGUAGUAUGGCGACAGCUUUUAAUCGUAGUGUUUCGGCAUUGGAAAAUGAAUUGAUGCAAUUGAUUUUGGAUGGACAGAUUCAAGCUCGUAUUGAUUCACAUAAUAAGAUUUUGUAUGCUAAGGAUGCUGAUCAGAGGAGUAGUACUUUUGAGAAGGCUAUUAAUAUUGGAAAGGAUUAUCAGCGCAGGUCGAGGAUGCUUGUAUUGAGGGCUGCUAUGCUUAAGGCACAUAUUCAUGUUAAAAAUAUUCUUCGUGAUGGUGGCAAUCAUGGAAGUGAUUUAUGCGUUGCAGCUGGCUCAAGCACUACAACUGGACUGAGAAAUUGAUAAAAAAAAUGAUCUACGUGAAUAGCUUUUAAAAUAAAUAUAUAACCGAUAUCUUUUCGCUGGCAUACAAUGUUGAGCAAAUAAAAUUUUGUCUUUUUUU
This is a messenger RNA of Episyrphus balteatus (marmalade hoverfly), 1731 nucleotides long. RefSeq names its product COP9 signalosome complex subunit 1b (gene CSN1b). The transcript has 3 exons. Lineage: Eukaryota; Metazoa; Arthropoda; Insecta; Diptera; Syrphidae. Gene Ontology annotation, cellular component: COP9 signalosome. The record is from RefSeq and is a predicted model, not a curated record. Bases 171 to 1631 code for a protein of 486 amino acids.